UUGUGAGCAUUGGUGCUGAACGUCAUAUCCGUAAACAACUUUGUUUGUGGUAGUUUGGGAUACUAAUAAAUGUUGUCCUUUAUGCAAAGAUUUAUAAAAAUUUGCGCGGCCAAUUGUUAGUUUAUAUGUGAAGGAAGAGCUGGUUUUAUACUAACGUUAUGACAUCGUCUGCUUCAUGCUAAUCAAUACUGCCGAUUGAUGGACUGUAAUUGUAACGAUGUUUGUUGGAGUAGUUUUUAUUACUGCGGCACAUUCGCAUUGUUCAGCCGUAGGUCAACUGCGUUUGUAUUGGUGCAGUAUUAUUACACAUAUGUAUGCUGCCGGUUGUAGUUAUUUUUCACAGGGAGAGGCUAGAGUGAACUGCUUUUCGUGGAGACUAUUCGAAGCGGCUUGAAUCCCAACCGAUCAACUGUACGAAAAAGUUAACCUCAUAAUGAGUAACUGGACCGUUAAAAAAGUCUGCCCUUUGCCAUCAGAGCUGUCAGGAAUUAAGAAAAAUAUUCCGUGCCCUGAAGAAGGCUGCAGUGGCACAUUUCUUAAUACGUCGAAUUUGGAUAUGCAUCUUAGUAAACAUCAUAAAAAAGCGAAUAUUGAUUUACUGAAGAAAGGCGAUUCACAAACAAUAUUUCAGUAUCAUUGCCCAGUCGAGAAGUGUCUAUAUAAUAUGAAAUCCGAUCGAUUUUUCAAGAACAUGAAAUAUCUGAAGCAGCACUACUUAAAAGUACAUGCAGAGAAGAUGUACCUUUGUGAAAAAUGUCACAAGGGCUUUUCGACAGAGACUGCUCAGAGGAAGCAUAUGAGAACUUGUGGGAUGAAAUUCACAUGUUCAUGCAAUUUCUCUUAUGAAUCAUAUGAGGCACUGCUGACACAUGCCAAACGCCAUCGACAUACAUUCGAUGAAAAAUUCAGGUUUUAUGGGAAGAGCAAUGCUGUUCCCAAUGAAGCAGAAGUGUCUAGUAAAGAUAUGCCAAGGCCUUUUGCUGUCCCUAUUCAUCCUCUUGCAGCAGCUACAUUGAGUGAACUCUCACCACACUCAGUUGCUACCACAGUCAGUAGGGCUGUACAGACAGACAGAGUUGCAGAAGCUAAAAGAACAAGAAAAAGUGGUGUCCACCCAAAGGCAUCAAAACGUAAAACCUGUGCUCAGACACAGACAGGUUCUAUACCUCGCAACAGGCACCCAACCACAAGUGCAGAGACUCAAACAAUAGGAGAUUAUAUUCUGAAAAAAGCAAUGAAAGCUGCUGACAUUCCAGUUAGUCACAGAGGUGUUAGUGUGCCCGAAUUAAAGACAGAGACUACUGCAAAGAAAAGAAGAAAGAGUAUGGAAACUCAGACCACACAGCCAGUGGCUAAUUCAGUAUUUAGUAAAUGUAAUGAUGUUAACAUCAGUAUUUCCACUAAUGGGUUCAACAAUAAUCAGAUGUAUAACACUACAGAAGAUUCUCUACCUGGAUCAGAUAAUUUUACAGCACUGAAUAAUAGUCCCACACCUAAUUUCUCUCUUUUUGAUGGAUCAGACUCAUUUAGCUUGGAUAUUGAUAGUCUUUCGAGCCUCUGGCAGAAAAGCUCUUCAGGCACUCAAACAAGUCCAGUUAGUACAGGCAAUAUUUUACUGAAAGAGGAGAUGUUAAAUCACAGUGUCACUCAGACUGACUGGAAUAACGUACUUCUGGAGUCUAAACCUUUCACACACUCACCCAGUAAUAUUAAUUCAAGUUCACAAACUGUGAGUGACUUAAGCACCUACUUUGAAAAUCCAGUAGAAACUGGCUUUAUAGAAAAUGCAAAUGAAACUAAUCAUUUCAGUAGCCCCUCUUGCAGCACAGAAUUGAAUGGUGUGCCAGAAUUUCCUGGAGAUUCAAACUAUUCUGAUAGUAACUUGGACAGUAUCUUGACACAGACAGCAGGUCUGUUUGAUGAGAAUUGGUCUUGCAGCACAGAAACACAGACCGAACUUGAUUUUAAUAGCUGCUUUUUUAAUGAUGAUGAUACAUCUUUCACACAUUAUUUUAAUACAGAAACUCAAACCUCUGAAGAUGUCGAUAAUCUGGGACAACUUCUUUAUUCCAAUACAUGUACUCAAACAAAUGAUAUUAACAAACUGUCAGAAUUUGCAGACAUUCAAACUCAGACUGCAGGCCCACAUUUUAGCAAAGAUUCUGUAUUAAUUUCAGCAGAAACUCAAACAGCAAUUUCAGAGACUUCUAAUUCACAGAUUUGCCAUUCAUCUAAGCAACUAGUGAGCAACAAACCUGCUGCAGCUACAGUAUUUAAUGAGAAUGAUGCACAAACAAACGGAAAUGAGUUUAAAGACUUUAUUAUUGACCUAGUUAAGCGAGAUAUGAAUGAUAAACUUUUAUGAGAGUUGCUAAAAAGCUUUUAGUGAUGCUGACUGUCAUGGAUCACUAAAAGCAUUUUGAUGUUCAACUUGUACUGUCUAGUCAAAGCUUAACCCUGCUUAUUUAAUAUGUGAUAAAAAGCUUUAAAAGUGACACACAGAGAAAAGACAACUAUUUAUGCAUUUAUGUAGAAAACUUGAACAUAUUAGCAAAUACAGUGAUAUUUCCUUGUCUGUUGUUUCCUGUUUAAAGUCACCAAAAUUAUAUAAAGUGCUUCAGAUGUAAAAAUUAAUGCAUAUAUAAAAUUUAAAUAUCACUUACUCACAAAAGAACCUGAAGAGAGGUUCAUAUGAAGCUGAAUUUCUUUUUAGUUGCAUAUUCUUUUUGUUUUCAAAAUGGUAUUCCAGUGAAUUGCUUAUCAAAUAAGCUAAAGGAUAUUAAUAUGAGAAGAACAAAUCAAUUGUACAUCUCAAACUGGAUAAAAAGUCCAUAAAAAGAAAAUGAAAACACAAUUUAAUAUAUAUGACUAUUUACUGGGGGCACAUGGUGCUUGCAUGCGCUUACACACACACACACACACACACACACACACAGUGAGUGAGUGAGGUUAGUAAUGCUUUAUAAAAUGGUUUGGCACAUUGCACCUGGUUGAAAAAGUGAAUUGUUAAAUGUAAGGAAAAAAUACUUCACUUCUAUGUUUUUAAAAUGUCUGACCUCUGUUGAAUGUUGCUUACUGAUCUCAUAAAUAAAUU
Molecule: messenger RNA, 3094 nt
Organism: Schistocerca nitens (vagrant locust)
Lineage: Eukaryota; Metazoa; Arthropoda; Insecta; Orthoptera; Acrididae
Gene: Asciz
Exons: 4
Coding region: 434-2365 (643 amino acids)
Biological process (GO): regulation of transcription by RNA polymerase II
Cellular component (GO): nucleus
Molecular function (GO): transcription cis-regulatory region binding; DNA-binding transcription factor activity, RNA polymerase II-specific
Source: RefSeq, a predicted model, not a curated record